Molecule: messenger RNA, 1924 nt
Organism: Strongylocentrotus purpuratus (purple sea urchin)
Lineage: Eukaryota; Metazoa; Echinodermata; Echinoidea; Camarodonta; Strongylocentrotidae
Exons: 5
Coding region: 405-1181 (258 amino acids)
Source: RefSeq, a predicted model, not a curated record
UCGAAAAAAACAGUGUUUAUCGAUAAACACUGUUUAUCGCCGAUAAACACUGUACAUCAGUCGAUAAUCAGUGAUUAUCGGCGAUAAACAUUGUUUAUCUGAAUUAUUAGGCAAAUGGCGCGUCAUACACGAAAGGAGGAAACAAAUUUGCUCUCUUUUUUUUUUGCACACGGACCAUGGUUGAAUGCCUCAGUCUCUGUAAUUAUUGAUAAGUAAGCGUGGUAAAAUAAGUAAUAAGUAACCUUGAUAAAAUAAUCUUUAUAUCAUGUUUUUCUUUGCACACGAAUAUUAGUUCUCGAGACAUUGUAAACACAGGCCAGGCAACAUAAAUCCCACCGCAGAACACAAGGUGACAUUACUGUGCUUGUAAGCCGUUUGAAUCUGUAUUAAAAAAAAGGAUCAAAAUGGCGUCGUUUGUUUCCAUCGCUCUGGUCAUGCUGUUGAUUGUCAGCACCAGUGCCCAAGGAUACGGUCAAGCACAGCUGCACUUCAAUGGCGCGAUUUCAUGCCAAGGUUCAACAGAAGGCUGCAAUAAUUUUGGAACUCCAAGCAACCCGGCAUUGUCCUGCCAACAUGUCAAGGAUGUGUGCCGUGAAGCAGCCAGUGACUUUUACUACAUCGAGAGCGCUGGGCUCUAUCGAAAGGUGUUUUGUGAGAUGGACAUUGAGGGCGGUGGGUGGGCCCGCUACGGCAGGUCCAACAAAGGAACCGUCUGGAACUAUGUUGACGAAGACGCCACCGAAAUCACUCUCGACAUCAUCUCCCCUUCCGAAGUCAAAGAGAUGAUUGAUCUCAAAUACAAUCAUUUCCUGGUCCAAACUGACGUUGUCUUCAAAAUGCAGGCAGAUAACAGCGUUAACCCGUCGCGUCUCACUACACGAUCCCUUCCUUGGCUUGUGGAUACACCUCUGUUCAUUCCUGAUUACGGCGACGACCAUACCCGCAUUGAAUUUCCGUCUGGCAGUGUUGAUCGAGUGACCUGCAUUCCGGGAGGUACAAGCAAAUGCGGACAAGGGGGAGGGCUGCCACCUGCCAAUGGGGUUUCCAAGCCCUUCUUCUUCCAGUCGCUCUUCUUCUCGCCCCGGGGAACAGGGGCAAGCUUGUCUGGUAACCCUAGUAGUCAGUGGCACCGCAACAAGUACACUUGGAACGGAAGCUACUAUUAUGUGUAUGCCAAGUAAUGAUUUGGUCGAUAGAGUAAAACAUGAAACCUUGUUCUAGAUAAGAAGUAGUAUAAAUCUAUCACGGUUUUUUUUUUACAUACUGUGUAUUAGUACAUUUUAAAAUGUAACUUAACAAGCGAAGGAUGAAGUAAUCUUAGCUUGAAUGGAUUGGAAAAAUGAUUCAUGUCAUUUAAUGAAUUUACAGAAACGGAAAAAACUGAAUAAAUCAAAUCAAAUCUUACGACACCUUGCCACUAAUAUUAGAUACAACCAAUUUUGGGAGAAUUUGACGUUAUUACGCAUUAAUUUUGUGGGACUGUCAAAAUUGAAAUUGAAAUGGAUUAGCUAGGAAUGAUUCCCUGAUUCUUCCAUUUAAAUGUGAUUUAAAUGGCAUCACUACAUUUUAAUUUGUUUUUCCAAGCAGAAUUUGCAGAUAGCUCGUAGAUUGUCAGAAUGGAUUGAUUAAUUGAUUUCUUGAUAGAUUGAUUGAAUUUGGUGAAUGAAGUAUUAAUUGAUUUGGUGAUGUAUUGACUGACAGAUCGAUUGAUCGUUAAUACGUGUGUUUGUUUGCUUGUUUUUUUUUUAUUUAUUUCAAUACGCUUUUAAAAAAAACCUGCUUUCAGCCGCAAGGCUUUUUUUAGCAAGUGUACAAAAAAAAGACAACAUUAUUAAAAUAACAAAGUAAUUGCAAACUAUUUACAAAGGAUAGUAAAUAUUUAGAAUGGAUUAAAGCCGAUCAAUAAAGGAUUUUUCCAAUAGAA